This is a messenger RNA of Nicotiana tabacum (common tobacco), 5375 nucleotides long. RefSeq names its product zinc finger CCCH domain-containing protein 44. The record is from RefSeq and is a predicted model, not a curated record. Lineage: Eukaryota; Viridiplantae; Streptophyta; Magnoliopsida; Solanales; Solanaceae. Gene Ontology annotation, molecular function: metal ion binding; DNA binding; protein binding.
GCUUCCCAUGUGUUUAUUGAUAGGAGUCUUUGUUUCGCCGAAAGGUUAACAUAACAGGAGAGUAACACUACUCUUCUCUCUCUCUCACAUACGCAUUUUCAAUUUACACGCACACUUGCCUCAACCAAUCGCGCCUCACCACCGUCUCUUUCAAUUCCUAAUCUCUCUCAUUUCGUCUCUGAAUUUUCUUCGUCUGUUCAAACGACGUCGCUUAGGUCAAUGAUCACCUGCUCCAUUUUCUCGAUUCGCUACGCAAUUCGGUAGUCUAGGGUUUUGAAUACGAUUCUUUCGGAGCUCAAUUUUCUCCAUGGAUGGUGGUAAUUCCAGCUCGGAGUUGUACCGACCAUGUGUACAACAAGCACAUAGUCUAAGUUUCGAUGGAAGUACCGGAACAUCCAUGGGGUUACAAGGUUCGGAACAGUGUAGUUCCGUGCAGUAUAUGGACGAUUUUCAGCUGGUCGGAGUUCCGGCUGCGGUCACCGGAGGUGCUCCGAUUACGGUAGCUGUAGAUGGCAGGACUUCAGUUGCAAACGUGAUCGGCGACGGCGUCGAGAAGCGGAAGCGAGGGCGGCCGCCUCGUUUCCACACGACGCUGGCAAAGCCUCCGCCGCCAAAGAAACCGCGAGAAGAGGACGAAGAUGUUUGCUUCAUAUGUUUCGAUGGUGGUUCUCUUGUACUUUGCGAUCGCAAGGGGUGUCCAAAGGCAUAUCAUCCAGCUUGUAUUAAGCGGGAUGAGGCAUUUUUUCGCUCCAAGGCAAAAUGGAACUGCGGUUGGCAUAUUUGUAGUGUGUGCCAAAAAGCUUCCCACUACCUGUGCUAUACUUGUACGUAUUCAUUGUGCAAGGCAUGUACAAAAAAUGCUGAUUACUUGUGUGUUCGAGGAAACAAGGGUUUUUGCUCGACGUGCAUGAGAACUAUCAUGCUUAUUGAGAACAAAGACCAGGCAAAUAAGGAAAUGGUUCAGGUAGAUUUUGAUGACAAAAGCAGCUGGGAAUAUCUCUUUAAGGUGUAUUGGGUAAUCCUAAAGGAAAAACUAUCAUUAACACUCGAUGAACUUCUUCAAGCUAAAAAUCCAUGGAAAGAAUCAGAUGCAGUACAUGGUAAGCGGCAGCUAAUGCCUUAUGGUCAUUAUGUUGCAAAUGAUGGCAAAAGUGUUGCAGUACAUGGUAAGCGGCAGCUAAUGCCUUAUGGUCAUUAUGUUGCAAAUGAUGGCAAAAGUGUUGCAGUACAUGGUAAGCGGCAGCUAAUGCCUUAUGGUCAUUAUGUUGCAAAUGAUGGCAAAAGUGUUGCAGGCAAGUCAUUUGACUAUAUAGAGCAGAAGAAACCCAUAGAACCGUUAGAACUAUCUAAAAAGGAUCCUCCAACUGCUGAAAUCCGAGCAGUUUCAGACUCUGGUAACGCGAGCAUUCUCAGUUCUACUCCUCUUUUAGAGCUAACCAAGCCUGUUCAAGAGUUAAAGGUUCAGAAUGAAGAUUGUUUGAGGUCAAAACAGGAAAGCACUGUUGCGGAGACAUCAGUGAACGGAUGCAUGGAGUGGGCGUCAAAGGAGCUUUUGGAUUUUGUUGCACAUAUGAAGGAUGGUGAUACCUCUGCUAUAUCUCAGUUUGAUGUCCAGGCACUUUUGCUCGACUAUAUUAAGAGAAAUAAUCUUCGAGACCCUCGAAGGAAGAGCCAAAUAAUUUGUGAUUUGAGGCUCAAAAGCCUUUUCGGAAAGCCACGCGUUGGCCACAUAGAAAUGCUGAAGCUUCUUGAGUUUCACUUUUUGAUAAAGGAGGAGUCAAAGAAGAGUGCUUUUAUACCAGCUGGAAUUGUCGGAACAAUGACUAGCCAUGUGGAACCUGAUGAUAGUAAUGAUAUUUCUUCAUCUAAAAAACGUAGAACUCGUAAAAAUGGUGAAGUAAAAAUGACCCAGAUUAAUCUGGAUGAAUAUGCUGCAAUUGAUGCUCACAAUAUAAACUUCAUAUAUUUGAGGCGUGAUUUGAUGGAAACUCUUGCUGAAGAUGUGGAGAAGUUCCAUGACAGAGUUAUUGGGUCAGUUGUCCGCAUAAGAAUACCUGGCAACGAUCAGAAGCAGGAAAUCUACAGGCUUGUCCAUGUUGUAGGUACAAGUAAGUCAUCUGAGCCAUAUAAGAUUAGAGAUAAGACAGUUGAUGUAUUACUUGAAGUAUUGAACUUAGACAAGAAAGAAGCCUUAUCCAUUGAUUCUAUUUCAAAUCAAGAUUUCUGUGAGGAUGAAUGCAGAAGACUACGUCAGAGUAUAAAAUGUGGGCUUGUGAAACGGCUUACUGUAGGUGAGAUACAGAAGAAAGCUAUGGAACUCCGGGCAGUAAAACUCAAUGAUUCCCUGGAAGCAGAGAUAUUGCGCCUCAAUCAUCUUCGUGAUAGAGCAAGUGAGAAGGGGCACAAGAAAGAGCUCAGAGAAUGUAUAGAGAAGUUAGAGCUUCUGAAGACACCUGAGGAGCGCCAGCGGAGGCUACUGGAAAUUCCAGAAGUGCAUGCUGAUCCAAAGAUGGACCCAGAUUAUGAAUCUGAGGGAGAUGAUGGAGGAUCCAAUUACAAGAGAAAAGUUGAGUAUCUGGCACCAAGAUGCACUAGAAUUAGUAGAAGGGAUGAAAAACUUAUGUCUUCAGGAAGUCUAGCUAAAGAAGAGGGAUCUAUCAUGGCUCGAUGUAGAAUGAGUGAGAAAAGAGAAGCUUGUGGAUAUAAUAUCUUGGACAAGCUAGGAAAUCGACUUACUGCUGAACAGGCCGUCGAUAGGUCUGGAUCUGAAACUUCAAUUGCUAGUUUCUCUACGGUGAACUUGUCAUCCGCUAACAGUAUUGAAACUGACAAACUGUGGCAUUACCGAGACCCUGCUGGUAGAAUCCAAGGACCAUUUUCCGUUAUGCAGUUGAGGAAAUGGAAUACAUCAGGGCUUUUUCCUCCUGAAAUGAGGAUAUGGACAAAUCAUGAGCAUGACGACUCGAUACUUUUAACGAAUGCGUUAAAGGGGCUUUUCCAUAAAGAACCUCAAGUGCAUGGUCAGACAUCAAGCCAGUCACAGGAACCAGCUGCCUCGGAUAGUAGAACUAGUGUUAGGUGGUCUGAGACUGCUACUGGCUCAGGGGGAGAAUGUGGAAAAAGAGAGGCUCCUGGGCACCCCCACAAAGCAAAUUAUCAUUCAAACGGUAACACAGAGUUUACGAUGAUGAAUGGGUUAUCCCCUUCUUCUCCACAAUGCUUGGAUUCAUUGAAGGGAAAUAGUUCUUGUUCUGACAAACCCCAAUUGUCGAGCCCUGUCCCUUCAUCUAGUCAGCGGGAGGUGAUUUUAGCUCUUCCACGUCAGGAAAGAGGAAAUGCAAAUGAUAAUUGUCGUCCUGCUACAGAUCAUGGAACUCAGAAUUCACGUGGAAGCGCAAUGUGCCAGAUAAAUGAUGGUUGUGGUCAUAAUACACAGUCUAACAGCCGGAAUUUAGGCUCGUCUUUGGCGCAGAACCCAGGAUCCUUUACCAGUAAUAGAUAUACAAUUAACCUGGAUUCUGGAUCUAGAUUUGCUUCAGCUACCAAAUCAAGUGAUUCAUUUGAACAGAAAGGAAACAUGAGUCUUCCAGACCUACCUAGUCCUACUCCAGAGACAAGCUAUGGUGAACUUGAAGCUCAGGCUGCUGAGAAACUGCUUUUGUUGAGUUCUGUUAUUCCUGUUUGUGGUUCAGAUAAUCAUGAUUUGCCAAGUCCGACCCCUAUUUCAGACCGUGAAACUCAAGGCGGGCAUGCAGCUGAAAAUAGAGAAUCUGUUCCAUCAAGUCUUCCUGUUCAGGAAUCAGGCCAUAAUUGGAGCAGUGCUUCUAGUUUAGUGGUUGGUGGAGUCCAACUUCGCGAAAUAGAUGGAUGUGGUAGAAGUUCACCAGCUGCAAAACCAUCUAUUGAAGAAUGGGAUUCUGGUAUCGUCUCUGCUUCCUCACAGAAACCAGCUGAAGCAGUGGGUAAUAAUGUUGCCACACCUAUGUCAAAUGCAAACCAACUUACUGCAAAACCAUCUACUGAAGAAUGGGAUUCUGGUAUAGUUUCUUCUUCGACACUGAAACCGGCUGAAGCAGUAGGUAAUCAUGUUGCCUCACCUACUUCGAAUGCGGACCAACUUACUGCAAAACCAUCUACUACUGAAGAAUGGGAUUCUGGUCUUGUCUCCGUUUCCUCACCAAAACCAGCUGAAGCAGUGGGUGAUCAUGUUGCAACGCCUACUUCAAAUGCCGACCAACUUAAUCAUACUUCCCCAUCUCAUCCAGUGUCAAACUUUUUUGGCGAGCCUAUAGAGUUCAGCACUUUGGCUGAGGAAUCAGUGUCAGACCUGUUGGCUGAAGUUGACGCCAUGGAGUCUCAAAAUCAAAAUAAUAUGGGUUCCCCUACUUCUGCCAUGAGGUGCGGUGAGGAGAUGAUACCUGGUUGCAGAAAUGACUGCUUUAGCCCGAUUGAGGAGCUGGGUCGUACACAUGAUCCUGUAAGAAGUGAUGCCUUGAGCUCCACCGGAGAUCUACAAUUACCUUGUCAAUCUACUGUGACGGAUGAAACAGUUGGGGCAUCUCGAGCUGAUGCAUUUGAUCCAUUAAGGAGGUCCGGUGGAAAUUCAUCUACGAGUAGUGAAGGAGAAACCAAGUCCGCUGAUGUUUUGUUUUCCCAGGGGGACGCUGGGUCCAAUAUACCUUGUACCAUUAGUCAAACUACUGCAUUUUCUGCUAUGGGUCGGAAUACAGGGUUGGAAGGUAUGACGAGUGGCCGUGGGGCAGCACCUGGAAACACGAUAUGGGGUGGACCAGUUCAGGGAUAUGCAAAUGUUGGUUUUAGCAGCAGCAUGGGAGCUGCAUGGGGAAAUUCACAUAUGAAUCGAGGCGCCCCUUUCACUGGGAAUCCAGUGUGGGAUAGCCAGCGGAGGUAUGCAGGGGAAAGGUCUGGUGGUCCGAGAGAGUGGGCUCUUCAAGGAGGAGAGUCGGGAUUUGGUAGGGGCAGGUCAUCUUGGAACAGACAGCAGCCAUAUGGUGGUGGAGGAUACUCUAGGCCUCCUCCCAAAGGACAGCGAAUUUGUAAAUUUUAUGAGAGUGGGCGUUGCAAGAAGGGGUCGUCUUGUGACUAUCUACACCCGUGAAGGUGUAAACUGAAGGCAAUUGCUUUCUUUUUGUAUAAUCAGAAAUUCUUUUAAGAAAUUGACAUGUAGCUAAAACGUUAGUAUAAUUUAACUGAAAAGUUUCAGUUAAAAAUGGCAGAAUGCAAUUUUUUUCUUCCGGACCAGUGUGUUAAGUAGGUGAAAUUUACGUGCAGACCUAAAUAGAAUACUACUUAUAUUUGUAUACAUUUCAACAUGUUAUUUUUGAUAAGGAAGACUAUCGGCCAUUUGUAGAAGC